Molecule: messenger RNA, 811 nt
Organism: [Torrubiella] hemipterigena
Lineage: Eukaryota; Fungi; Ascomycota; Sordariomycetes; Hypocreales; Clavicipitaceae
Source: the annotation of a GenBank genome assembly
CCUUUUUUCAUGUCAAACUUGAAGUAGCCCCCUCUUGUAGUUCGAGAUGCAAAAUCUCUCCAGUACAAUACCUUUAUCGUCACAAUGGUUUUAGUUCUCCUUGACGCCACUGAAGCAGAUGCAACAAGAUUUGCCGAUAUUGAGCACGCGGCUAUCACGCCUGAUGCAGUCAACAAAACACUUUUCCCCGGGCCUUUCCCGAAGGAAGGCCUAUCCCGAGCGGAAGUCUUGACACAGUAUUUACGUUGCGAUCCGGCGUGUAAAUGGGUGAAGGUAGUAGAUACAGAGUUGGAGGCAAAAGGUGAACAAGCAACAAUAGCCUUUUCGGUAUGGUAUUUUUGGGAGAGCGGAGGUGGUACGCUGCCGUAUCCAACUUGGGGUACCGGAACAAAUCCUGAAGCUUGUGAGCUUUAUUUUGGUGGCUUGCAGAAGAAAUGGCAAGAAACCUUUGGGGGCAGACCUCAUGCGUACCUCAAAUUUAUGCACACAACACCAUCUCACCGGGGGAGGGGAGCUGGCUCCAUGAUGCUGGCUUGGGGUCUAAGCCAAGCGGAUGAGAAGAGUUUAGAGACUUACCUGCAAUCCUCACAUGAGGGCCGUCGGUUAUAUGAAAAGCUCGGGUUCGAACAAGUUGAGACUUACGUUGUUGAUCUUUCCAACUGGGGCGGCCCUCCUGAGGAUGAGGUCCCGAUCAUGAUAAGACCUCUGCAACGAUCGGUUUCCUCCUCACUUGCUAAUCAAUAGACGAUUUGGGGCUCGAAAGACUCUGGUUUUGCUUAGCGAAGACGCUACUACAUUGUUAAGAAUCAAG